CAAUGGCACUGGCGCUGCAGAUGAUUGAUUGAUGAGAUAAAGCAGUUGUUGCAGUUAAGCGGAACAGAUGAUAUCAGCAACAUAGUCAAUGAUUUGGCGGUGAAAUAGGGUUGUAAGAAAGGCAGAACAACCGUAGGCAUUCAUGCUUCUAUUGCUGCGUUUACAAGGAUAAAGAGUCAGAAACGGAAGCGAACGCGAAAGAGAUGAGAUAAUAAGUGAUUGUAUAGAUCACUUGUUUUUGGUCAUUUGGAUCACCGGAAGAGUUUUGGGUAGCUUACUCUUUCCGUAUCAUUUUAAGUGGUGUUUAAAAAAAAAAUUGUUUCAUUUUAAGUGGUGUUUUAAAAAAAAAUUGUUUCAUUUUAAGUGAUUUUUUAAAGUUUUCAUGUAAAAAGUAAAUGCAAUUUUAUGUUUUUGAUUAUUUGUAUUCUGCAGUACAAUUUUUUAUUGGUUGAAUUAUAUGUACUUAUUGUUGUUUUUAUAAAAACGAGAAAGAUUGAAUAAAAUUUUGUAAUUUUUUAAUCGGUGCGCAAAACCUUAAAACCCACUUAUUUUGAUACAUACGGAGUAAUACUUUGAUAUGUUCUGCACCAACCACUGGUGUCACUUUGUUUUUUUUUCCUUGUGUUGUGCAAGUGUAAAUCUUUCUCUCACUUGAUACCUAUCAUACAUACCUAAUUUACCUUUGUAAUUGAACAAAAUCAAAUUACUCGAACGAUAAGAAAUAUUCAUGUCGUAAUUUCCGUUAAUAAAACUGAACUUCUCAGACCUAAAGUCAAAGCAAACUAUCAUAGAGGUUCGGCUGGGUGCAUAUCUGAUAUACAAAACACCAUUUAUGCAUAUAUCACCAAUCACCAUGUAUUCCAAAAUUCUCCUCAGAACUGAAUUUGCUUUCGAUCCUUCUCCAUAAACGUUUUCCAGUUUCUAGUGUCAAAACAUGAUGAGUAUUGGAGGUGGUCUUACACAACACUUUGAACUGUCUGCCAAUUGGAUCAUAGCCGAAAUAAAACCUUUCAGUCUUCGUGGGAUUACUCUUAGGCUCUUUCACUUUGGGUAAGUUUUUUUCUUUUAGAGGUACUUUGGGUAAGGUUAGGAACUCUCCUGUCACUGGGUUGUAAAUCACAUGCACCUUUCUUCUCCAUUUAGAUGUAAGAAAUACUAAUCCACAUACCAGAGUGUGGUAACCACUUACCGGGUGGCUACAAGAGAAGAGUUCUCAUUUGGAUUUUGAGGCUGAGGUGUAGUGAUAAGAUCAUGGCCAACAAUGGGACAGGGAUAUGGCACGUUGGCUCAUGUAUUAGUGGGAAGUCUCCCACUUGUUCAACAUGUUCUCUAGUUGUUUAGUUGGAAGUUAUUUAGUUGAUACUGUUAUUUAGUUGUUGUUUCCUAUUCGACUCUCCAGCCGGUGUAGCGGCGAAGCACAAAACAGACCCGGUUAGGGUUCUCCUUGUCGGGCCAGGGCUUCGUUUGGAUCUUUGAUUAGGUCAGUCGGGUUCCCACAGCGAGGAGACCUGGUGGGAAAUUGGUCCUCCCAGUGCUUAGAAGACUAUUGGUCCUUUUGAGCAGGUUAACCUCCAUCUUUUUUUUGCAAGAUUUGAAGACUUGAUCUAGAUGUUGUCUACAUCGCAGUCCGUCUUUUCCCGAGUGGUUGGUCGCUUAGUGCUCUUGCGGGUCCAUGCGACUUCUCAUCCUCGGCCGUUGGACUCUAGUGGAUUUUUAGAGCUUCAUUAUCAUUGGAGAGCAUAAAAUUUAGGAAAUCGUCAAACACCAGCUACUCCGCAAGGUCACGAGAAUGCCGGUAGCCGAUAAACGAGGUGAAUGCCAUCCUCUUGUGGUUACCAUUAAAAGUUAUGAACAAAUGUUGAGAACUGUGUUUGAUAUUUUGAGGAUUACAAAGCGGAACCCGCUGGUAUGGUGGUUGAGUGAAGCUAGUUAGGUUAAUUUUACUUGGAUGGUUGAAUCAAGCUGGUAAUCGACAUUUGAAUUCUCAAUUUCGAAUUGAUAAAUAAUGUAAAUUAUUAAAAGAGUAUACUUAAUGAAAUCUAUAAUUGUAUUAUAGUUCCAAUAAUAUUUCUUGUAAAACACAUACUAACUAAAUAUUGUUUCUAUAUUAUAUUUUAUAUUAGAUGAAUACAUGCAUUCUAAAUUUCCAAUAAAAACAUAUGUGAAUGUGUGAUUUGUAAAAUAGAUAAAACAAUAAGUAACUGAUAUGAUCUUUAAGAAGAUGUUCAGUCAUUAAUUUUAAAAUCUAAUUUUUUUAGGUUUUAUGAUCUUAACGGAUUUGAAAUUUAAUAUUAUUUCUAAAUGACUUAAUGUACAAAAAUUAAAAUCACAUAGUUUUAAAUAACAAUAAAUUUUAAUAAAUGAUUUGAAAUAUUAAUUGAAUAAAAUGAGAUUUAAAAAUUUAUGAUACAUGAUUAAAAAUAUAAAAUCUAAUAACAAUAACAUUUUUACCAAUAAAAAUCUAAUAGUAAUAAAAUAUUAUUAUAAAUGAUUAAUUUAAUAACAUUAUAUCUGGAUUUCAGUUCUUUUAAAAUGCAUGAUUGAAUAACACCCGUGUAAUAAACACUGAAAGAUUUUCAAAAUACACAGAAAUGUAUAAAGCAGAUAGAUAGCCGAUUCCUAAGAUCUUCUUAAAUACUACGGCACACCGAGAAUAACAGUACGAUAUUUUCAGAACCCAUAACCGCAGCCGAUCUAUGUUCCUGUUUCACUUCCAGUUUUAGGUAUCAGUGACUGUAACAAUCAUCAUGAUGGUAAAUCAAAGACAAGGAAAAGGUGAAUACAUUCAAUGGAGACCAGAAGAGAGCAAAUUGCUGAUUGAGCUAGUAGCAAGUUGCUUCAAGGAGGGAUGGGCUGAUCCCAAUGGAAAAAUGUUCAAGAAAACCGUUGAGACAAAGAUACUUUCAGUUCUUAACGACAAAUUUAAUAGCCGGAAGACUUAUAAGAAUUUUAACAACCGAAUGAAGAUCUUGAAGAACCAAUACCGAGAUUUUGUCAAUCUUCUGCAUUUUGAUUCUAAGGUUCAAUGGAAUCCAAUCACAAAGAAGUUCACGGCUCCUGAUGAAGUGUGGAAUGCUUACCUUAGAGAUUUUCCUAAUCAAAGGCAUAUGCGUAACGAGAAAUAUGAAGAAUAUGAGAAUAUGAAACUAGUAUUUGGGGGAAUGAGGAGACUUGCGAGAUCACAUUCUCAACCAUGCGAAGUGAGAAAGAACGAGAUACUGAAACAAGAAGUGGAUCUUACUAAUGAUGAUGAUGACGAUGACGAGGUUCAUGAAAUUCGUGAAACCGAAACUGAUGUAUUUGGUGAUUCAUCAAACUAUGCAUCAGUUAAGGACAAUGAUCUUUUGGCAAAGAUUUGCACAGAACUAAGAUCAGUUGAGUCAGCCACUAAACAGAUGAUGAUUCACAUAAUGCAAGGAAGAUCAAUGGUUGAGGAAAACAAGAAGAUCAAUGUUUGGGAGGCUAUCAAAGAGAUUCCUAAUUUGUCCAACCAUGUCCAAUACAAAGCUCUUUCCAUGAUUCAAAAGCUUGAAAUGAGAGACAUAUUUGUUAGUAUGUCUGUUGAAGAUCGUCUUGGUUGGAUUCAGUGGAAUACCCAACCAAAAACUUAACUCCAAGCUACAUGCAUCAAUUUGGUUUCUGUAUUUCCAUCAUUGAAUAUGAUUAGUAUUUUUUUUUCAAUAAACUGGUUAGAUUUUAUUGAA
This is a messenger RNA of Brassica napus (rape), 3704 nucleotides long. RefSeq lists its product as uncharacterized. The record is from RefSeq and is a predicted model, not a curated record. NCBI's taxonomy places the organism in Eukaryota, Viridiplantae, Streptophyta, Magnoliopsida, Brassicales, Brassicaceae. Bases 2748 to 3611 code for a protein of 287 amino acids. The transcript is spliced from 3 exons.